GGGGGAGGAGGGACUGUGAGUGCCUGCGGGAGCCGCCGCCGCCGCUGCCGCGGAGGAGGAGGAGGAGGAGGAGGCGGAGGAGGAGGUGGCUGCCGCGGCCGCCGCGGAGUCCCUUGCUGAAGGCGGACCGCGGAGCGGCGGGUGGCGCGCGCGCGCCCGAGCGGCGGCUGCUGGAGAAGUGGAGCGGCGGCGGCGGAGGAGGGACUGAGUGGCGGCGGCCCCCGCGUCCCGGUGCCUCUAUGGGGGAAGCAGACAAUGGAUUAUGAUUUCAAGGCGAAGCUGGCGGCUGAGCGGGAGCGGGUGGAGGAUCUGUUUGAGUACGAAGGGUGCAAAGUGGGACGCGGCACCUACGGGCACGUCUACAAGGCGAGGCGGAAAGAUGGAAAAGAUGAAAAGGAAUAUGCGUUGAAGCAAAUUGAAGGCACAGGAAUAUCGAUGUCGGCCUGUAGAGAGAUUGCACUUUUGCGAGAAUUGAAGCACCCUAAUGUGAUCGCAUUGCAGAAGGUGUUCCUUUCCCACAGUGACAGGAAGGUGUGGUUGCUGUUUGAUUAUGCAGAACAUGACCUUUGGCACAUUAUUAAGUUUCACCGAGCAUCAAAAGCAAAUAAAAAGCCCAUGCAGUUGCCAAGAUCUAUGGUUAAGUCACUACUUUACCAGAUUCUUGAUGGUAUCCAUUACCUCCAUGCAAACUGGGUGCUUCACAGAGACCUGAAACCAGCAAAUAUCCUAGUAAUGGGAGAAGGUCCUGAAAGGGGGAGAGUCAAAAUAGCUGACAUGGGUUUUGCAAGAUUAUUCAAUUCUCCUCUAAAGCCACUAGCAGAUUUGGAUCCAGUAGUUGUCACAUUUUGGUAUCGGGCUCCAGAACUUUUACUUGGUGCAAGACAUUAUACAAAGGCCAUUGAUAUAUGGGCAAUAGGUUGUAUAUUUGCUGAAUUGUUGACUUCAGAACCCAUUUUUCACUGUCGUCAGGAAGAUAUAAAAACAAGCAAUCCUUUUCAUCAUGAUCAAUUAGACCGGAUAUUUAGUGUCAUGGGGUUUCCUGCAGAUAAAGACUGGGAAGAUAUUAGAAAAAUGCCAGAAUACCCGACACUUCAAAAAGACUUUAGAAGAACAACGUAUGCCAACAGUAGCCUCAUAAAGUACAUGGAGAAACACAAGGUCAAGCCUGACAGCAAGGUGUUCCUCCUGCUUCAGAAACUCCUUACCAUGGAUCCAACCAAAAGAAUCACAUCAGAGCAGGCUCUGCAAGACCCGUAUUUUCAGGAGGACCCCUUGCCAACAUUAGAUGUGUUUGCUGGCUGCCAGAUUCCAUACCCCAAAAGAGAGUUCCUUAAUGAGGAUGAACCUGAAGAAAAGGGUGACAAGAAUCAACCACAGCAGCAGAACCAGCAUCAGCAGCCCACAGCCCCUGCACAACAAGCAGCAGCCCCUCCACAGGCACCCCCGGCACAGCAGAACAGUACCCAAACCAAUGGGACUUCUGGGGGCGCCACAACCGGUGUUGGGGGUUCUGGAACGGGGCUGCAGCACAGCCAGGACUCCAGCUUGAGUCAGGUGCCUCCAAACAAGAAGCCCCGGAUUGGACCUUCGGGUGCAAACUCAGGCGGACCCGUUAUGCCGUCAGAUUAUCAGCACUCCAGUUCUCGCCUGAAUUACCAAAGCAGCGUUCAGGGAUCCUCUCAAUCCCAGGGUACACUGGGCUACUCCUCCUCAUCUCAGCAGACUGCACAGUACCAUCCAUCUCACCAGGCCCACCGGUACUGACCCACUGCCCUCUGCUUGGCAGAUUCCAGCUGUAUGGUGUCUGCAUUGCAAAGAGCCACAGAAUGAAAACUGUAAUGCCAUGGAAAACUCAGACACUUGAGUGGAAAACUACAUGCCAAGUGUUUUGCAGGACUAACAUCUCUUCUUUGUUGACUUCAAGAAGAUUGUUGUGAAGUUUCCCCAGCCCCUCUCCCUGCAUGAGCUCCAUUGUGACUUCUCUGAUGAAGAAUCUGAUCUGAUCCCAGCACUUCUAUAACCUUCAGCAUUCUUUGAAGGAUUUCCUGGUGCACCUUUCUCAUGCUGUAGCAAUCACUAUAAUUUAUCUUUGCCAAGCUCUUUUAAUAGGAUUUUAAUGUUUUAGAAACAGGAUUCCAGUGGUGUAUAGUUUUAUACUUAAUGAACUGAUUUAGCAACACAGGUAAAAAUGCACCUUUUAAAGCACUACACAGUUUUCACAGACUGUAACUGUUUUGCUCUUGGAAGUCUUAAAAAGAAACUGUUACUGUCCCAAAGUACUUUACUAUUAUGUUUUUAUUUAUCUCGUUUCAGGGAAGGCCUAGUAAAAGACAAGUGGUGGGACAGAGGGUACCUACAACCAAAAACAGCCUAGAUCUUUGCAGUUUACUAUGCUUUAUGCUAUGAAGAACUGAAGUAGGUGGUGAUUUUUUUUAAUAUAACCAUCCACAUGGAACUUAGUUUGCAGAAUCAUCAUAUACUGAAUAAUAUUCAGUAAUUAAAAAUUAUAAUUUUAACUUUCAUGUAGCUAAGUCUACUUCAAAAAGGGUUUCAAGAGCUUUGAUGGAAUACAGUCCUCUGGUGACCCACCUCGGAAAUCUGAAGAGACUGUUAACUGCAUUAGGAUUUCUGAAAGGAGCAAUGUUGAUCAAAGGAUGUGUUACUGUCCCUCGAAUGAAAAGCUUUUCAUGUGUAUUGUAUGAAGUGUUGGCUUCUCUAAAGGAGCUUCAAAUCAGUUUCUUCAAAUCUGGGUCGGCAUGAGUAACUUUCUUAUAUAAUCAAGGAUACUCAAAUAGAAGCCUGAAAAUUCAUCUGCUUUUCAAAUAAAGAGCAGCAUUUUCCAUUUGUAUUUACACUAGACAUAGAGUAACUAUUUUUAAAGCAUGUUAAAAAUUUAGGUUUUAUUCAUGUUCAAAGUAUGUAUUAAGUAUGCAUAAUUUUACUGUUGUUACUGAGACUUAAUUCUGUCAAGAAUCUUUUCAUUGCACUGAAUGCUUUCUUUUGCCCCUAGGAGAAAACUUAAUAAUUGUGCCUAAAACUAUGGGCAGAUAGUGUAAGACUUUACUAGAUAAGGUGAAUAUUUGCAUUUCAAUUAUCUAUGAAUUAGACGGUGAGUUCUUUAUUUGCUACUUUAAGGAACCCCUCACCCUCCAGUGUUGAAAGGAAAUGUAAAGACUUAGCGCUCCCAUGGUAGAAUAGGGGGCAAAAAAAGAAAAAAAAUCCAUGUUCUUCUGAGUGCUCCUAGCAGCACCAGCUUUGUUUUAAAUGUUUUCUUGAGCUAGAAGAAAUAACUGAUUGUUGUAUAUGCAAACAAUAUGCAUUUUUAAAACUAUUCUUUGUGAACUUAUCUACCUGGUUAUGAUACUCUGGGUCCAUAUACAAGUAAGAUAAAAUUUUAGAAGCCAGUAUACAUUUUGCACUAUUGAUGUGAUACUGUAGCCAGCCAGGACCUUACUGAUCUCAGCAUAACAUAGUAAUAAAGGCUGUAUAGUGACACUCACCAAGACUGAAGAUGAAGCAGGGGUGUGCUCCAUUUGAGAGGAAUUUAUGAUUUGAUCUCCAUGGAUUUUAUCCCGUUUUUAAAAACAAGAAUCUAACAGCUUCCUGCAUAAUGUAGCUACCUAUAUAAAGUUCUGUCCUGUGCCCUGAAGCCUCAUUGUCCAGAGCUACUGGUUGUCAGAUGUUCACUGCUCCCUCGUCAUGGGCUCAGUGCUCAGCUGGGUGGAAAAACAGAGCAGGGCGCAUUCUUGUCCUUAUGGCCAAUUCAGUGACAACUGUACGGUCUCAUGGGAUGUCUGUGCCAUGUGAUUAACUUAUAAAUGAAACUUUCACAUGAUGUGAAGGUUCUUUUGUUUACUUCUAAACCCACUUGGAUAACUAUUCUGAAUUUUAUAGUGCACAGUGUUAUGGGGAGUGGGGGUUCUGUAUCUGACCACUUGAGAAAGCCAGUGAUUAGCAAUCACAAAAGUCUUCUAUGCAUAUUUGAAAUGUUCACAGCAACCUUCAGCAGCAGGUGGGUGGCCCUUGUGGACAGAACACACUUUGCUAAAUAGUUUAGAAAAAUCACAAUGGGAGCCGAGCAUAGUGGCGCACGCCUUUAGUCCCUGCACUCGGGAGGCAGAGACAGGUGGAUCUCUGUAAGUUCAAGACCACCCUGGUCUACAUAAUGAGUUCCAGGCCAGCUGGGGCUACAGGGAGACCCUGUCACAGAAAGACCGAAAAAGAAAAAGAAAAUCACAAUGAAAAUGGAAGCUCUGUUCUUGCCAUUAAGUGAGCUUGCAUUUAAUAAAAAGUAACCCUAAAUAUAUA
Nannospalax galili (Upper Galilee mountains blind mole rat) is the source of this 4308-nucleotide messenger RNA. RefSeq names its product cyclin dependent kinase 19 (gene Cdk19). The record is from RefSeq and is a predicted model, not a curated record. Gene Ontology annotation, molecular function: cyclin-dependent protein serine/threonine kinase activity; RNA polymerase II CTD heptapeptide repeat kinase activity; ATP binding. Gene Ontology annotation, cellular component: nucleus; mediator complex; cytosol. Bases 256 to 1764 code for a protein of 502 amino acids. Gene Ontology annotation, biological process: protein phosphorylation. Lineage: Eukaryota; Metazoa; Chordata; Mammalia; Rodentia; Spalacidae. The transcript is spliced from 13 exons.